AUGGAGUUUGAUCGACUUGAACUGUCCGAUCCGGGUGGUUCGUCGCGUUCCACCGCGCCUCUAACAAACUCCACCACAUUCAACUCCAACCAGAAAAACAAAAAGAAAGUCAUCAUGCUUUCAAUACUCGCCGCAGCUUUAAUCAUCGCCUCCGCCGUCUCCGCCGCACUCAUCACCGUCGUCCGUUCGCGCGCUUCCGAUAAUCAAAGCACCUCAAACCUCCGCGCCAAACCAACUCAAGCAAUCUCCCGAACCUGCAGCAAGACGAGAUUCCCCACACUUUGCAUCAAUUCACUCCUCGACUUCCCGGGAUCCACCUCCGCCUCAGAGCAAGAACUCGUUCAUAUCUCAUUCAACAUGACACACCGCCACAUCAGCAAGGCACUCUUCGCGUCCUCAGGCCUCUCGUAUACAGUCGCAGACACUAAAGUCCGUGCUGCAUACGAGGAUUGCCUGGAACUAAUGGACUCGUCCAUGGAUGCAAUAAAGCUUUCCAUGGACUCUCUCACAACCAUGUCCUCGACUUUAUCCCGGAAUGAUCAAGAAACUGGUCUCACAGGAUCAAACGAGGACGUCAUGACGUGGCUAAGUGCCGCGUUAACAAACCAAGACACGUGUUUGGAGGGAUUUGAUGACACUACCGGCAAUGUUAAGGAUCAGAUGGUUGGAAAUUUAAAGGACCUGUCGGAACUCGUGAGUAAUUCUCUAGCGAUAUUUUCUUCGAGUAGUGACGGUGAUUUCACGGGAGUGCCGAUACAGAACAAAAGAAGAUUAAUGGGAAUUGAUGAUAAAAAGCGUGAUAGUGAUGUUAUUGUCGGUGAUAUCUCGCGAGAAUUUCCGGAAUGGCUUCACAAACGAGAUAGGAGAUUGUUGAGUUUACCGGUAUCGGAGAUACAAGCUGAUAUCGUCGUUUCAAAUAGUGGCGGAGACGGCACGGUGAAGACAAUUGCAGAAGCUAUUAAGAAUGCGCCGGAACAUAGUAGCCGCCGAUUCAUAAUCUACGUAAGGGCAGGAAGGUAUGAAGAGAAUAAUUUAAAGAUUGGAAAAAAGAAAACCAACAUCAUGUUUAUAGGAGAUGGGAAGGGCAAAACUGUCAUUACAGGAAGAAAAAGUGUUGCAGAUGGCAUGACCACUUUCCACACCGCUUCCUUUGCUGCUAGUGGUGCUGGAUUCAUGGCACGUGAUAUCACAUUUGAGAACUAUGCUGGACCGGAGAAGCACCAAGCGGUGGCGCUCCGUGUCGGAGCCGAUCACGCGGUGGUGUACCACUGCGACAUUUUGGGGUAUCAAGACUCGUGCUAUGUACACUCUAACCGUCAAUUCUACCGUGAAUGUAGCAUCUAUGGCACGGUCGAUUUUAUAUUUGGAAAUGCUGCAGUAGUUUUUCAAAAAUGCAACAUUUACGCGCGUAAGCCCAUGGCCCAACAAAAGAACACAAUCACAGCACAAAAUAGAAAAGACCCGAAUCAAAAUACAGGUAUAUCCAUUCAUGAUUGCCGGAUCUUGCCCGCCCCGGAGCUCGCUGCAUCAAAGGGCAGCAUUGAGACGUAUUUGGGCCGUCCAUGGAAAACGUAUGCUAGGACCGUCUAUAUGUUGUCCUACAUGAGUGAUCAUGUGCAUCCACAUGGAUGGCUAGAAUGGAAUGGAGAAUUUGCUUUAAAAACAUUGUAUUAUGGUGAGUACAUGAACUAUGGGCCGGGUGCAGCCAUCGGGAAACGGGUCAAAUGGCCCGGAUACCGCGUCAUUACUUCUACGGUGGAGGCCAAUCGAUACACAGUGGCCCAAUUCAUCUCCGGUUCAUCGUGGUUACCGUCCACCGGCGUGGCAUUUUUGGCCGGGCUAUCCACUUGA
Vicia faba (fava bean) is the source of this 1851-nucleotide messenger RNA. NCBI's taxonomy places the organism in Eukaryota, Viridiplantae, Streptophyta, Magnoliopsida, Fabales, Fabaceae. The record is from the annotation of a GenBank genome assembly.